Messenger RNA from Mauremys mutica (yellowpond turtle), 1696 nucleotides. RefSeq names its product C2 calcium-dependent domain-containing protein 4C-like. NCBI's taxonomy places the organism in Eukaryota, Metazoa, Chordata, Testudines, Geoemydidae. Bases 195 to 1067 code for a protein of 290 amino acids. The transcript has a single exon. The record is from RefSeq and is a predicted model, not a curated record.
AUAAUCUCUUGUUCGGAGAGAGCAGGUGCAGCCCUGGCUGUCUGGUAAUAGUCAUCACGGAGCGUCACUGAAGGGGGAGCAAUCAGGGCUCGGUGGAGAGUAUAAAUGAGAGGAGGCUGCUCCACAGAGCUGGGGAACUGAGCACCAGGCUCCUGGGCCCGCAGGAGAGGAGCCAGUUUCCCUUCCGGCUGGAGAUGUCUGCCUGGGAGCCCGCGAGGCUCUGCUGGAGCUCCCGCCACGGCAAAUGCGCCCGAGACGUCUUCGCUUCCGUGGUGACGCCCGACCGCAUCCCGCAGUUCAUCAUCCCCUCGCUGGCCAUUCAGGAGGAGCACAGGCUCUUCCGCAAGGGGAAGGAGCGGCCGUGGAGGCCAGGCGCGGGGCAGCCCGAGUGGAAGGCCAGGAGGAGCAGCUCGGACCCCGCCAUGAAGGACGGGCGGGCCCUGCGGGGCCCCGUGCCGUGCUGCUCCAGUGCGGAGCUGGCCGCCCGGGUGGAGGAUAUUCCAGACCCCGUCGCCCGGGCGGCCCUGUCCCUGCCCCACUUGCCCAAGAUCACCACCCCUUAUGGUUUCGUCACCCUGGGGGAGAGCCCCCAAGUGACCAACGAGGAGGCCUUGUUUUUCCACUUGGACUUAGCGCCCUCCAGGUGUCCUGGUGCCACCCGGGAGCAGCCGGGGAACUGCCGAGACUCUGGGGCACCCAUCGCCCACACGGCCGGUCGCUCCCAGAGGGGCGGCUACUUGACAGACUGCAGGCUGCACGGUUCCCAGCAGCCCAGUGGCAAGGGUAGAAAAGGGAGCCAGGGCCGUGAUCAACCAGCCAGGCCCCCCUUGCCCAGAAGAAGUUCCAGCCCAAUACGAGGCAGCCGGCUCACAGACGUGCUGGGGGGCACAGAGGCAGAGGACGCAGAGGGCAAGCAGACGUCUCUGCCCUUAGAAACGGUCUGUCAGAGGAGCUACUCCAGCCCAGGGCUCCCUGCCAAGACCAAGAGGAACUUUUUCCAAAGGAUCCUGAAGAAGCACGUUGCACACCUCAGACAUCUCAAAUUUAGACAUUUCCCUCUGCAUUGAUCUUGUGUAGCAGCCCCUGGGAACCAGGGCCUGCCAGGGGGUGUAUUCCCCAAUGCCAUGAAAUUCUACCCUGUGGCUGGGCAUCUGGACAUAUACACGAGAGAUCUGGACAUUUUAUUCUACCCUCAAAUGUGAAAAUGGUGCAAGGAGCUGGCUGAAGUGCGUGCACUGCUGCCUUCUGCUGGGGGUGGAGGGAAUCAGAACUGCUCUGCUGCGUGUCAUAGGCCCUACACUGCCAGCAGUUCACUGAGAUUCUCUUCAGCGUGAGGGGUGAGUCCUGUGUAGGGAGAUACCUUCUCUCCUUGCUGUUGUUGUGGCGUGCAGCCCAGUGACAGCGCUGCAGCCCCAGGGGGCGGUAGAUUUGAUCGCAAUGCCGUGUGUCUAUAUAAUGGUGGAGACUUUUACUCUGUGCACAAGUGACUUUUCUCCUUUAGUGUCUGUCCUGCCGCUUGUGUAUCAAUAAAGUAUUUUUGCACCAACUCAGCUCUCCUGCCAUGUGAUGUCUGUGCCUUGCAGUGUACAGCGGGUCCCUUUGCAAUCAGUGCAACGGUCUCUGUAGAAGAAAAGAGAGUCGUGUUCUUGCCACCCGUUGGCCGAAUGCAAAAACCACUGGCAGGAUGCGCGUCAAG